AUGAUCAAACAGGGACUGAAAGCUAUGAACUUGGUCAAAUUACUCGAUGGUCAGACUGCACUAGGGAAUAAAUCUGGUACGAAGGAUAUAGGACAGUACAAGUUCUGGAAAACUCAACCUGUACCUCAAAUGGGACAAGAUAGAGAGAUCAUUGAAGAAGGUCCGAUAGACCAGUUGAAAACACCACAAGAGGUAAAACAAGAGCCUGGACCAUUACCGAGUGGGUUUGAGUGGUGUACCGUGGACAUACAAUCGGGAGAGCAAUGCAAAGAAGUCUAUGAAUUACUAUCGGAAAACUAUGUCGAGGAUGAUGAUGCCAUGUUUCGGUUCAACUACUCGAAAGAGUUCUUACUUUGGGCCCUGACUGCACCUGGCUACGUACCCGACUGGCAUAUCGGUGUGAGAGUGAUCAAAUCUGGAAAAUUGGUGGCUUUCAUCUCCGGUAUCAAAGUGGAGAUUCGUGUGCGGUCGCACACAUUUGACUCUGCCGAAAUCAACUUCCUCUGUGUCCACAAGAAGCUCCGCUCUCGUCGUUUAGCCCCCGUCCUUAUCAAAGAAGUCACAAGACGAUGUAAUUUGAGUGACGUGUGGCAAGCCAUUUACACGGCCGGAGUGUUGUUACCCACUCCUGUUUCCACAUGCCGCAGAUACUACCACCGUAAUCUCAACCCUCCCAAAUUAGUAGACAUAGGUUUCGCCGCUCUCCCUCGUACAUCCACCAUCGCAAGAAUGAUCAAACAAUACACCGUCCCUAUGCAAACGCACAUACCUGGGUUCAGAGAGAUGGUUUCGGCCGACGUACCUCAGGUCGGAGCGUUGUUACGAAAGUAUCUCACUCGAUUUGACGUUGCUCAGACGUUUGGGAGUGAUGCAGAGGUAGAACAUUGGUUUUUGUCUGGUAAGGGGAAAGGAAGGGGGGAUGGUGUCAAAAGGGAUGGUCAAGUGACUUGGGCAUUUGUCGUGGAGGACCCCACAACACAUCUCAUAACCGACAUGGUAUCAUUUUAUUCCCUCCCUUCGACAAUCAUGAAACAUCCUAAACAUAAAUUACUCAAUGCGGCAUACAUGUUUUAUUAUGCUAGCGAUAUCAUUUUCUCCCCUGGUGGAUCGGCGGAUGAUGCUCAGACUCAUGAGGCUAGAGUUCAAGGGAAAUUGGCGGAAAGAUUGAAUGAAUUGGUACUUGAUUUGAUGGUGAUUGCUCAGAAGGCCGGGUUUGACGUAUUAAACGCCCUCACAUUGUUAGAUAACAACAUGUUCCUUUCCGAUCAAAAGUUUGGUGCGGGGGAUGGUUUCUUAGUAAAUUAUCUAUACAAUUGGAAUACCGCACCUAUUGAUGGAGGUGUUAAAGGAUUAUCAGGGAAACAAAGUUCAGGUGUAGGAGUGGUGAUGCUUUAA
Molecule: messenger RNA, 1395 nt
Organism: Tremella mesenterica DSM 1558
Lineage: Eukaryota; Fungi; Basidiomycota; Tremellomycetes; Tremellales; Tremellaceae
Exons: 9
Coding region: 1-1395 (464 amino acids)
Biological process (GO): N-terminal peptidyl-glycine N-myristoylation
Cellular component (GO): cytoplasm
Molecular function (GO): glycylpeptide N-tetradecanoyltransferase activity
Source: RefSeq, a predicted model, not a curated record